AGUAUAAAUCUUGGAUUGCCCAAGAUAAGAUGGUGCAGACAUGGCUACUUAAUUCUAUGGAAUUACAUGUUGCUGAAAUUUUCAGUUAUUAUGAAUCUUCUGCAGAUUUAUGGGAUGCUGUUAAAGAGAUGUAUGGAAAUCAAAAUAACACGGCACGAGUUUUUCAACUCAAAAGAGACAUUGCAUGUCUUCAACAGGAAGGUAAACCAUUUAUUCAAUUUCUUGGUAGCAUGAAAAGUAUGUGGAAUGAGUUGUCUGUUUAUCGUCCACAUACUACUGAUUCUGCUGUCUUGCUAAAACGGGCUGAAGAGGAUAAAAUAUUUCAGCUUUUGGCUAAUCUUGCUCCUGAUUACGAAGAUCUCCGUAGUCAUAUACUUAUGAAUUCUGAGCUUCCUUCUCUAGGGAGUGUUUGUGCUACUAUUCAACGGGAAGAAGUCCGAAGAAAGGUCAUGAAUUGUAACCUCAAAACUGAGGUAUCUGAAGCCCGAGCAUAUAUGUUCAAUCAUAAACGAUCUGAAGAAAGAAGUUACAAGGGAAAGAGACCUGAGUUGAAGUGCAAUCAUUGUCAUAAUCUUGGUCAUACAGUGGACCGAUGUUGGGUACUUCAUCCUGAAUUGAAGCCUAAGUUUCCGAGAGAGAAUAUGCCUCAGAAACGGACUCAACCUUCGGGAUAUAAGGCUAAUCAUGUUACAACCAUGGCUGGAGAUGGAUUGUCAAGGUUCUCCUCAAGUCCAAUAACUCUUAUUAAUGAGUUUGCUUCUUAUCUUCAAGCAAAGCAAGGUGAAUCUGAUAACAAUGGGAAGUCAGCUGCCUUACUUGGUCAAUUUGCUGGAUUUCUAUCUGAAGAUAAAAAUGGUGCAACUGAUGACACAUCAGGAUUUGGUCACCAAGAAGACGAUUGGUGAGGGAUUUUUCUUUCAAG
Tripterygium wilfordii is the source of this 922-nucleotide messenger RNA. RefSeq lists its product as uncharacterized. The transcript is spliced from 2 exons. The record is from RefSeq and is a predicted model, not a curated record. The coding region runs from base 30 to 905 and encodes 291 amino acids. NCBI's taxonomy places the organism in Eukaryota, Viridiplantae, Streptophyta, Magnoliopsida, Celastrales, Celastraceae.